UGUUACUAUGGAGCUGCCGUUCACCCUCCAGUGGGCAGCGCACAGGGACUGUGUCCUUGAGAAGUGAUUCCCCCCACCCCCCGCCGUGUCCUGGCAGCCUGAGUGGAGAGAGGGCAGGGGGCUGUUCCCACCGCAGCCUCGGUCUCUCUGUGUCCUUCUGCGGAAAUGACACACACGGAGUCCCGUCACGUCACGCGAGAGCGCACGGACACGCAGCACACAAAGACACGCAGGGGGGAGGCAGUGGGGAAAGAACCCGACAAAAAGCUGAGGCGAGCCCCUCUCAGACUGCGCCUGCACCACACACAAGCGCGCGGCAGAUCCACAGCAAACACGUCUCUAUGUGAGGAAAAGUAAAAAGGAAAAUGAAUUCAGUUGAAUUCCGAGACGAAGAUGAUGAUACUGAAGUCAAAGUUGUAAAAGUGGAAUCGUCAGGUGAAGAAGAUCGACUGGUUUAUUCCCGGUCUGUUUCUGUACGGAGGCUGAUUCCAGAGACUACCCUUAACUGUCAGUCCAGUAAACGGAAAGUUCAUAACGCAUCUGAAAGUUCAAGCAAUGAUGCUGAAAUUCUUACAAUUUUGAAGAAAAAACGACUCGUCCAAGAGAAUCUUCUGUCAUGCAUCAGAAAUAGAGAGUCUGAACUUUCAGACCUGGAGUUAAGAAAUAAUUCUGAGCGCAGUAAUGCUUCUUCAGAUGGAGAUGAAAUGUUCAACGAAUUUUCAUCAUCUCACAAGAAACCUUUAUAUGGGAUUUCACAUAAAAUAACAGAGAAAAGAAACCCUAUUACAUCAGACCUCGUGUCCUCUAAUGACCAUUAUGAAAGAGGAAAUCAGGUCAGCACUUCGAAUAUCCGUGUAUUUACUGACUUGCGAAAACGAGAUUCUAGUAGCAACGGUAUGGGCUCUCAAAUGAGUGAUGACUCAAACAUAUAUUCUUUAAUACAAAAAAUGUUUUUCACACUCAACACUCUUAAUUCCAAUAUGACACAACUACACAGUAAAGUUGACCUUCUGUCUUUGGAGGUAAAUCGAAUAAAGAAAAAAGUGAGCCCCCAUGAAAUGGUUGCAGAAUUUCAUCCACCACCUGAGUAUCAACUAACUAAUACUGAGCUAAAGCAGGUGAUGGACCAAAGUUCCUCGGCAGGUGAUCUGGCAUGUCGGUUAUUAGUUCAACUGUUUCCAGAGCUUUUUGGAAGUAAUGCAUUGCUUAGAAGCUGCAGCACUUGUGGAUUCUUUAGUAAAAACAAACUUGAGUCCCUUCAUCUCCAGCUCAUAAGAAACUAUGUUGAAGCAUGCUAUCCAUCUGUCAAGAACAAUACUGUAUGGCAAGUUGAUGUCUUGCCUCAGAUCAAUGACUUCUUUAACAGAUUUUGGGCUGAAAGAGAAAUGGAGAGUAGCCACCAUGGAAUACAAGCCACCACUUUUUUUGAAAGUUCACCAAGUCAAAAUGCUGACUUUGUUGAAAAUAAGGAGCAGGAGGAAAAUGGAAGUUUGGAGAGGGUCAAUCCUCUUGUCUCAGAGUAUGCUCUUAAUUCACAGGACCUAAAUGAAUAUUUAGAAGAGGCCUCAUCUCCCGGUGAAUUUGCUGUGUUUUUGUUUCAUCGAUUAUUUCCUGAAAUAUUUAACCAAAGAAAAUUUGGAGAGAGGUAUUUUGGAGAUCUGGAAGGUUUUACUCUAGACCCACAUCGGUUGCAAUUGAUUCGCCAAUAUACUGAAAUAUAUUUUCCAGAAGUACAAGAAGAAGAAGUUUGGCUACAGCAGUGUAUACACAGAAUAAAUGAUGAGCUAGAAAGCAUGUUUAUGGACGGUAGUGAAUGUGAUGAUGCUAGGGAUGACAGCUUUGAGUCAAACUUGCCUGAUGAUUUGUCUAUUGUAAAGGUAGAAGAUGGUGCAGAAACUGAAAAGCUAGGAAGGAGAUCUAAAAAAAUAUGGCUUGUUCCAUUUGACUUUGAUAAAGUUGACAUUCCCCCACCAGACUUUGAGGUUCCUUUUCCACAAUUCCUGCUUAGCAAAGAGCAAAUUAGAAGUAUAUAUGAGACUAGUUUGUCAAUCGGUAAUUUUGCAUCACGACUUUUGGUUCAUUUGUUUCCUGAGCUAUUCACACAUGAGAACUUGAGAAAACAAUAUAACUGCAGCGGAUCACUAGGAAAGAAACCGCUUGAUCCUGUUCGUGUAAAACUUAUUCGACAUUAUGUUCAAUUACUUUAUCCCAGGGCAAAGAAUGACAGAGUUUGGACUCUGGAAUUUGUAGGAAAGCUGGAUGAGAGGUGUCGCCGAAGGGAUACUGAACAAAGGAGAUCUUACCAGCAGCAACGGAAGGUCUACGUUCCAAUGCCUGAGAGGCAAGACUUUGCAUCCUUUGAUUUGAAUACGGAUAGAUAUAGAGAUCUGAUUGAAGGACCACCACUUCCUCCUGAACGUAGUACAAAGGACUUCUGCAAAAUACCACUAGAUAAGAUUGCAGUUCCUCCACCAGACUUUCCUGUGCCUUCAGUGUAUCUUUUAAGUGACAAGGAAAUUAGGGACAUUGUGCAGCAGAGUCUUUCUGUUGGAAAUUUUGCCGCCAGACUGUUGGUUAGACUUUUUCCAGAGUUAUUUACGCCAGAAAAUUUAAGACUUCAGUACAACCACUCGGGUGCAUGCAAUAAGAAACAACUCGAUCCUGUAAGGCUGAGGCUAAUUCGGCAUUAUGUCGAGGCAGUGUACCCUGUGGACAAGAUGGAGGAAGUAUGGCAUUACGAAUGCAUUCCUAGUAUUGAUGAAAGGUGCAGACGCCCAAACAGAAAAAAAUGUGAUAUACUAAAAAAAGCUACAAAAAAUCAAAUCAACACCUGCUGAUAAAAACCAUUAGUAAAAUAUUUGAAUUGUCUUUGUAGAAAUUUUAGAGUGCUGCUUUAACGUGUUUGUCUUCUGAAUAUUACAGGUAUAGGACAAUGCUUUUAGUACUUUUCCAGAAUGUGAGACUGACUGCAUAUUUGCACUCCAUUUUUAAAAUUAAGGAUUUUUGUUUUGUUUUUACUUAUGUCUAUUGUAUUUUUUUAAUCUGUUGAUUUCCUGGGUUUUGUUAUAUUU
Messenger RNA from Bufo gargarizans (Asiatic toad), 3071 nucleotides. It is a transcript of the gene BEND3, whose product is annotated as BEN domain containing 3. The coding region runs from base 366 to 2837 and encodes 823 amino acids. Gene Ontology annotation, molecular function: DNA binding. The record is from RefSeq and is a predicted model, not a curated record. Gene Ontology annotation, biological process: rDNA heterochromatin formation. The transcript is spliced from 4 exons. Gene Ontology annotation, cellular component: heterochromatin. Lineage: Eukaryota; Metazoa; Chordata; Amphibia; Anura; Bufonidae.